This is a messenger RNA of Sphaeramia orbicularis (orbiculate cardinalfish), 411 nucleotides long. It is a transcript of the gene gpha2, whose product is annotated as glycoprotein hormone subunit alpha 2. The coding region runs from base 1 to 411 and encodes 136 amino acids. The transcript is spliced from 3 exons. Gene Ontology annotation, molecular function: hormone receptor binding; hormone activity. The record is from RefSeq and is a predicted model, not a curated record. NCBI's taxonomy places the organism in Eukaryota, Metazoa, Chordata, Actinopteri, Kurtiformes, Apogonidae. Gene Ontology annotation, biological process: cell surface receptor signaling pathway. Gene Ontology annotation, cellular component: extracellular region.
AUGUCCCCGUGUGUGUCCUCACAUCUCUGCCUGCUGGUCCUACCAGUGAUGUCACUGCUGCUGCUUUUCUCUCCUAUUGGCUGGAGCUACGAUGGCCUCACCCCGGGAUGUCACCUAUAUCCCUUCAACGUCACCAUCCGCAGUGACCGUCGUGGCACAUGUAAAGGCACCCACCUGGUUUACGCCUGCGUGGGCUACUGCGAGUCCAGUGCCUUCCCCUCCAGAUAUUCUGUCCUGGUGGCGUCCAACUUCACCCAUAACAUCACUUCUGCUUCACGAUGCUGCACCAUCAGCAAGGACGCCAAGGUCAAAGUUCGCCUGGACUGCCCUCGAGGUCGUCACCAUGACGAAAUAGAGAUCCUGACAGCGAGGGCGUGUCGCUGCGACAUGUGCCGCAGGUCCCGUUACUGA